CUCGCUCCCCGCGUGCUGCAAAAAUGCCGUCCGAGGCUUCUCGCCGUGUGCGGCCUCCGGGGGACCCCGCCGGGUCCCCGGACCGCUGCAAAAGAGCGGCCCGGGGCGGGGGGAAAGCUGGCCGCCGAGACUGGGCGAGACCUCGAGGGGCCCACACCGCGGCAAGGUCCCGGCGCGGGGGCCUGCGGCGGGGAGGCCCUUCCCAGUCCUGGGCCCGCGGGGGCCGCAAACGUCACGGCCCCGAGGGCCGUCGGGGAGCGGCUCGAGAUGCCGGCAGAAACCUGGACGCCGGGAGGCCUCGCGCUCCGUGGGGAGCCGCGCCGCGGCGAGGCGGCGGCGAGGCGGCGGCGACGCUCCGACCCCCCUCCGCGUGUGCUCGGACCGAGCGGAGCAGUGGAGGCGCUCUUCGAACCACGCGCAGCUGCAGUGCUCAGGUGCACGAGAGACUGCAGGGGCAGGGUCGAGAAAAGUGGCCCAGACGCUGGGCUCGAAGGGCGGGCGCGGGCCGGGCCCCCCCCCGGCGCCGCGAAAAAUCCUAAGGCAGACGGAUGGCAUCUGGAGCGCCAAGGACAGACGGCCAGAACCACUGCGAACCACGCCAACCCAGCGCGGCAGGGCGGCGUGCAUCCGCCCCCUGCACCACACCGUCGUGCGCGAGCCGAGCCCUGAUCGAAGCCCGGGGCUCGCUGGGGCACCCCUACACGUGCGCCGAGGCGUGCAAGCACGUAUGCAAGCCGAGAGGCUGCAUGGACGGCCUCGCAUCGAGUGUAUGUCCAUGCCGUUAUCCCGUCUUCGAUCGCAGGAACAAAGCUGCCGGCUUCCACGGGAAACCCCCAUCAGCGCGAGGGCCAGGGCAGCAAAAAAGAGAAAAAGGUCGCGGGACGAGAGCCUCCCGCGAGCUGCCCUUGGCGGCGAGGAGAAGCCCGGGGCGGCGCGCCCUCGGGCAGCCCUCUGGCCGUGCUCCCCGGGAGAGCGCUGCUCCUCGAGCCUCGGGCAGCCCCCGGCCCCCCCCAGCUUGUGCGGGUGCGGCGGGGGCUCGCUGGGGAGAUCUGCAGGGUCGGGUGCUGCCAGAAGUGCCGCUGGCCCAAAGGUGCCCCCAGGAUCUCCAGGGAGGCCCCCACGGCCCGCAGAGCACCCCACCCCUCACGAGGUCCCGGGGGCCCCAGGCUCCAAAGUGGAGCGGAACGCUGAGGGCACCCUGGGCCAGGGGCACCUUUUAG
This is a messenger RNA of Prorocentrum cordatum, 1220 nucleotides long. Lineage: Eukaryota; Dinophyceae; Prorocentrales; Prorocentraceae. The record is from the annotation of a GenBank genome assembly.